Messenger RNA from Ectocarpus sp. CCAP 1310/34, 876 nucleotides. The record is from the annotation of a GenBank genome assembly. NCBI's taxonomy places the organism in Eukaryota, Phaeophyceae, Ectocarpales, Ectocarpaceae.
AUGUGGGUUAACACGAUGAGAACGACGAGGUGGAGCAGGAGGACGAGCAGGAGGGCAUCGGUCUCGCCCUUCAUCCCCAGCGAUGCCGCCACCGCAGACGCCGCCGUCGCCGCUACGGCCGUCUCGGUGAUGGCCGCACCUCCGACCGCGGCGGCGGCAUCUACAGCGUCCACGGCGUCCACGGCGCCCGUAACCGCAACGCCUGCGAUGGCUGCCAUGCCCAACACCGCCGCCGCCGCCGCUGCCGUCGCCGCCACCUCUGGCACCGCCGCUCCGGCGGCGGAGGAGGAGGCGGCGGCGGCGGCUUUGGCAGCGUCUUCUUUGGCCGAACCCGUGCCCGUGCUCCGGCGCGCGUGGUCCUACUUGGAGCGCAUCGUGUCCAACUUGACGGAGACGGCGAUAGUCGUCGGCGAGGCCGCCUCCAACGUGGGCGGCGCUGCUCUGGCGUUGGUGAUGGUGGUGCACCCGACGCCGGCGGAGGCGGAGGCCGUGGGAUCUCCGGUCGCGGUGUCCAACACCUGGGUUGCUGCUACCACCACCGUCGCCGCCGCUUCCCCUGUCAUGGCCGCAUCUCAGGAACCGGCGGCGUCUACAGCGUCCGCAUCGGCAGCAGCCACUUCAACGGCCGUGCCUAACACUACCGCCAACGAUGCUGCUGCGGUACCGGCGGCGGCGGAGGGGGUGGUAGCCGGUUCCUCGGCCGAAUCCGCCGCCGCCGCCGCGGGGGCGGGUCGGCCGCCCGUGCUCCUGCGCUCGCUGUCCUACUUGGACCGCAUGGUGUCCAACCUGACGGAGGCCGUCUCUGCCGUCGGCGAAGCUGUCUCCAACGUGGGCGACGCCGCCUCCAACCUGGACAACGCGCUGGACAUGGUGUAG